Messenger RNA from Diatraea saccharalis (sugarcane borer), 757 nucleotides. NCBI's taxonomy places the organism in Eukaryota, Metazoa, Arthropoda, Insecta, Lepidoptera, Crambidae. The record is from the annotation of a GenBank genome assembly.
ACACGUCACUUACGUCGCGUCGACAAUCGAAAUGUCAGUCUGGCAUUGUAGUUUGGGAACUUGUGUUUGCAGUUGUAAAAGUGGCGCUUUAUUUAAUACGAUUAUGAUAUAGAUCAACAAAACUGAUCACGAUGGUAGAUGAAAGUACAAGGAAGACAUUGAGCAGCAUACCCCUGCUCCAAACAAAAGCAGGCCCAAGAGAUAAAGAAUUAUGGGUGAAUAGAUUAAAAGAGGAAUAUCAAGCCUUAAUUAAGUAUGUUCAAAAUAACAAAGCUGCAGACAAUGAUUGGUUUCGUUUAGAGUCAGAUAAAACAGGCACAAAGUGGUUUGGCAAGUGCUGGUAUGUGCACAACUUGCUGAAGUAUGAAUUUGAUCUUGAAUUUGAUAUACCAAUUACAUAUCCAACUACAGCACCAGAGUUGGCAUUGCCUGGUCUCGAUGGUAAGACUGCAAAAAUGUACAGAGGUGGAAAAAUUUGCCUUACCGAUCACUUCAAGCCUUUGUGGGCGAGAAAUGUGCCUAAGUUUGGCAUAGCUCAUGCUAUGGCACUUGGACUAGGACCUUGGUUGGCAGUAGAAAUUCCUGAUCUGAUAGAGAAAGGUGUCAUAACUUAUCAAGAGAAAUCAGAAGAGGCAAAAUGAUGUACAGGCAAUGUUAUGAAUUGUGUAUAUAUAGAAUUAUGUACUGAAAAUAUAUGUAUAUUUAAUUUUUUAUGCCAUCUUAAUUUUUUAUUUCAGUCAUUCAUAGAAACACUAUU